Mustela erminea (ermine) is the source of this 7519-nucleotide messenger RNA. RefSeq names its product RNA-binding protein 12. Gene Ontology annotation, molecular function: calcium-dependent phospholipid binding; RNA binding. The record is from RefSeq and is a predicted model, not a curated record. NCBI's taxonomy places the organism in Eukaryota, Metazoa, Chordata, Mammalia, Carnivora, Mustelidae. Gene Ontology annotation, biological process: cellular response to calcium ion; positive regulation of tumor necrosis factor-mediated signaling pathway; regulation of canonical NF-kappaB signal transduction. Gene Ontology annotation, cellular component: ribonucleoprotein complex; nucleoplasm; plasma membrane. The transcript is spliced from 3 exons. The coding region runs from base 1173 to 4049 and encodes 958 amino acids.
CUCCUGCAGCCCGGAACGGGCGGGGCUGUGCGGGGCUCGAGCCGCCCCUUGGUGGCCCGGGGCGGGGCCUUCGGAGGCCUCCGAGCCCGCCGCAGCGAGCGCCCCACACAAAAGGGUAGCGGCUUGGCUGCCGGGGUGGGGAAGGGCCUGGGGAGCCGCUUGCGCCUUUGAAGCCUGAGAGGAUGCAGGAAGGACGCAGGAGAGGAUGAGCCUGCAUACCGAAGUGGGGACGAGGCCAUAGGGAGGACGCCCCCGUGGUCUGAGAGGGAGGAGGCCACAGUUGGGUGGCCCAGCGGCCUGCGAAUUAACGGGGAUUGCAGUAAAAGCACACCUACAUCCCGAAUGAGCGAGAUUUUCUUUGCUUCCCAAAAGGGACAGGGAUUCAAACUGCAUCUCUGUGCCCAGUAGUGAGGAGAUUAAAGGUAGUGAGGACACUCCCUCGAUCUGAGGUGGAAGGAAGGCUCCCGUGGCCUAACAGGAAAAGGGAACUCGAGUCUAGACACACCUGUGGGGAAGAAGCUGCAGUCGGUACACUCCUCUGAGUCUAGCAAGGAAAUCUUAGAGCUGGUCGCCGUCGUGGCCUGGACGGGGUUGCAGGGAAAUGCUCCCAGGGCUCAGCGUUGGGCAGGGCUUACCCUCGAGGGUGUCGGCGAUUUAAGAAGGCCGGCCUCUGUAGCGAGAAAGUGGGGGUGAGUACGCCUCCCAGACCUCUAAGAAUUGUAGUAAGAUGCCAGGCCCUUGAACCCCAAGCAGGGAAGGGCCUGCAAAGAGCACCACCUUUAACAUAUCCCUUGGGAGAGAGCCUCCAGCACUGGAAGACGAGCAGGCCCAAUAGGAGGUGGAGGAGGGUGCUUUCGAUGAGUGAAUUGAGUUUCUUUAGUGGAGGCUGGAGGUUUUAGCUGGCAGCCACGUGAAAUAGGUGGGUGGGGCUUUGAGAAUCUACAGGUUAGUGUCGGGGAUGGACACCAGUGUAGGACGCUUAGCUGCCAGGUUGUAAAUGCAUGGAUUUCAUGUUUGCCAGUAAUGUGUACUCUAUAGUGAAACAUCUCAACGGCUUCGGUGAAGUCUAAAAGUUGGUUUUAAUUGGUUGCCCACAGGAUUGACUUGGCCUCUACUUCUUGUUAAGAAAAUACAUCUCUUGUUUUAUCAGGUGUGUGUGGUUUCAGCGCAGCAUGGCUGUGGUCAUCCGUUUGCAAGGUCUCCCAAUUGUGGCGGGGACCAUGGACAUUCGCCACUUCUUCUCUGGAUUGACCAUCCCUGAUGGGGGCGUGCAUAUUGUAGGGGGUGAACUGGGUGAGGCUUUCAUCGUUUUUGCCACUGAUGAAGAUGCAAGGCUUGGUAUGAUGCGCACAGGUGGUACAAUUAAAGGGUCAAAAGUAACACUUUUGUUGAGUAGUAAAACGGAAAUGCAGAAUAUGAUUGAACUGAGUCGUAGGCGUUUUGAAACUGCCAACUUAGAUAUACCACCAGCAAAUGCUAGUAGAUCAGGACCGCCGCCUAGCUCAGGAAUGAGUGGCAGGGUAAACUUGCCUACAACAGUACCUAACUUUAAUAAUCCUUCACCCAGUGUAGUUACUGCCGCCACGUCUGUUCAUGAAAGCAACAAAAAUAUACAGACAUUUUCCACAGCCAGCAUAGGAUCGGCUCCUCCAAAUAUGGGGGCUUCUUUUGGGAGCCCAACGUUUAGCUCAACCAUUCCGAGCACAGCGUCUCCAAUGAACACAGUCCCACCACCACCAAUUCCUCCAAUCCCAGCGAUGCCAUCUUUGCCACCAAUGCCGUCCAUUCCCCCAAUACCAGUUCCUCCUCCAGUACCUACAUUGCCUCCAGUGCCUCCUGUGCCCCCAAUUCCCCCAGUCCCUUCUGUGCCACCCAUGACCCCACUGCCACCCAUGUCUGGCAUGCCACCCUUGAACCCGCCACCUGUGGCACCUCUGCCUGCUGGAAUGAAUGGCUCUGGAGCACCUAUGAAUCUGAACAAUAACCUGAACCCUGUGUUUCUGGGUCCACUGAAUCCUGUUAACCCUAUCCAGAUGAACUCUCAAAGCAGUGUGAAACCACUUCCCAUCAACCCCGAUGAUCUAUAUGUCAGUGUGCAUGGAAUGCCCUUUUCUGCAAUGGAAAAUGAUGUCAGAGAUUUUUUCCAUGGGCUCCGUGUUGAUGCAGUGCAUUUGUUGAAAGAUCAUGUAGGUCGAAAUAAUGGGAAUGGAUUGGUUAAGUUUCUCUCCCCUCAAGAUACAUUUGAAGCUUUGAAACGAAACAGAAUGCUGAUGAUUCAACGCUAUGUGGAAGUUAGUCCUGCCACAGAGAGACAGUGGGUAGCUGCUGGAGGCCAUAUCACUUUUAAGCAAAGUAUAGGACCUUCUGGACAAACCCAUCCCCCUCCUCAGACACUUCCCAGGUCAAAAUCGCCCAGUGGGCAGAAAAGGUCAAGGUCAAGAUCACCACAUGAGGCUGGUUUUUGUGUUUACUUGAAAGGGCUGCCAUUUGAAGCGGAAAACAAACAUGUCAUUGAUUUUUUUAAGAAGUUGGAUAUUGUGGAAGAUAGUAUUUAUAUUGCUUAUGGACCCAAUGGGAAAGCAACUGGUGAAGGCUUUGUAGAAUUCAGGAAUGAGGCUGACUAUAAGGCUGCUCUGUGUCGUCAUAAACAAUACAUGGGCAAUCGCUUUAUUCAAGUUCAUCCAAUUACUAAGAAAGGUAUGCUAGAAAAGAUAGAUAUGAUUCGUAAAAGACUGCAGAACUUCAGCUAUGACCAGAGGGAAAUGAUGUUAAAUCCGGAGGGGGAUGUCAGCUCUGCCAAAGUCUGUGCUCACAUAACAAAUAUUCCAUUCAGCAUUACCAAGAUGGAUGUUCUUCAGUUCCUAGAAGGAAUCCCAGUGGAUGAAAAUGCUGUACAUGUUCUUGUUGAUAACAAUGGGCAAGGUCUAGGACAGGCAUUGGUUCAGUUUAAAAAUGAAGAUGAUGCACGUAAGUCUGAACGCUUACACCGUAAAAAACUUAAUGGGAGAGAAGCUUUUGUUCAUGUAGUUACUCUAGAAGAUAUGAGAGAGAUUGAAAAAAAUCCCCCUGCCCAAGGAAAAAAAGGGUUAAAGAUGCCUGUGCCAGGUAAUCCUACAGUUCCAGGAAUGCCCAGUGUGGGAAUGCCCAGUACGGGAGUGCCCAGUGCGGGAAUGCCCAGUGCAGGAAUGCCCGGUGCGGGCAUCCCCAGUGCGGGAAUGCCUGGUGCGGGAAUGCCUGGUGCAGGAAUGCCCGGUGCAGGAAUGCCUGGCGCAGGCGUGCCCAGCGCAGGCGUGCCCGGCGCCGGCGUGCCCAGUGCAGGAGUGCCCGGUGCAGGAGUGCCUGGUGCAGGAAUGCCUGGUGCAGGAGGUGAAGAGCAUGCCUUCCUGACUGUAGGAUCUAAGGAGGCCAACAAUGGGCCUCCAUUUAACUUCCCUGGUAAUUUUGGUGGGUCCAAUGCCUUUGGGCCACCACUCCCUCCUCCAGGAUUAGGAGGAGCCUUUGGUGAUGCUAGGCCUGCUAUGCCUUCAGUUGGAAAUAGUGGUUUGCCUGGUCUAGGACUGGAUGUUCCAGGGUUUGGAGGUGGACCAAAUAAUUUAAGUGGGCCAGGAUUUGGAGGAGGCCCUCAGAAUUUUGGAAAUGGUCCUGGUAGUUUAGGUGGCCCCCCGGGCUUUGGAAGUGGCCCUCCUGGUCUUGGAAGUGCCCCUGGGCAUUUGAGUGGGCCACCAGCCUUUGGGCCUGGGCCUGGCCCUGGCCCUGGCCCAAUUCACAUUGGUGGUCCCCCUGGCUUUGGAUCUAGUUCUGGAAAACCAGGACCAACAGUAAUUAAAGUUCAGAAUAUGCCCUUCACUGUGUCUAUUGAUGAGAUUUUAGAUUUCUUUUAUGGCUAUCAAGUGAUCCCAGGCUCAGUGUGUUUAAAAUACAAUGAAAAAGGUAUGCCCACAGGCGAAGCCAUGGUGGCCUUCGAAUCUCGGGAUGAAGCCACAGCUGCUGUCAUUGACUUAAAUGACAGACCUAUAGGUUCAAGGAAAGUAAAACUUGUCUUAGGGUAGCUGUUCACAUAAAUUCUUUAUAGGGUAGAUCUUCAUAGUGCUGUGAUUAAUGCAUCCAGAUUGUUUUCCUAGUAUUUCCAGGUUAGAACCUGUGGAUUGUUUCAAUUGCAUAUAGAUUGGUUUCUGUAACAUAGAGCAUUGGUUGACUGUUUACAGAAGACUCACUACCAGGAUAAAUAUUGCUGUAUGUUACAGUAAAGCUGUCUGGAGAGAACACAAAAUGAUUUUGGCGUACCAUUAGAGAAACCGUUUGUAAAAUACAAAUGACCACAUAAAGCUUAUCAAGGAGUUUAGAUUGGUUUUGUUUUAUACCAUAUGGGAUGAAGAAAAUAGAAAUGUCAAUAGAGCUCAUUAAGGGUGCUCUUGCCAGCUGCUGAAAAAUAGAAGUUGGCUACUCUUGGAAUUUGGUUUAAAGCUGGACAGAUUUGCUUUGUUAUAGGGUCAAAGCUUUGUCUAAAGUCCUCAUUUUCUUUUAAAAUUGAAUAAAAUCUCUGUAUACAGAUUCACUGUAUGUACCUUUAUUGCUUCUUGAGGGUUCUUGCUGUAUAGACAGUCCUGCUUCUGAAGUUGCUGCUUUUUUGUUUGCCUAAUUGACUUAUUUGUAAAUGAGCAGAACUGUUUUGUUGUUGUUGUUUUAAUAUAAAACUCCACACUUGGUUUGUGCUAUAACCUUGAACUUUGAUUUCUAAUGUCACACUUAAAACUGUGUGAAAUAAGAACUUCUGCCACAAAAAUAAAAUACAGAGUCCUCUACCUACCAGAGCCUUUUUGGUUUGACCGCCAUGUUUUAGUUUAGUCAGUUUAAAAAUUGUUCAUGUUUGGAUGGCUUUGAAAACCAGAAACCACUUCUAAUGAUCAUUGUUUAAAAUGCCAGAUUUGAAGUCCUGUCCAUGGUGGACUAAUGUUCUGGCAGUUUCCUUCUGUCCCAAAUUUAUGUGAAAUUUUGGCCUGUAACUAAACAAAGAGAGUCCAUUUAUAAGAAAGAGCAUUAUAUCUAUGUUUUUUUAAAAACUGAAGUUGAAAUUGUUAGCUUUGUUAGCAGUAGUGUUACAGAAUAAAAGAUUCAUAAGCUGUUCCAUAGAUGUGCAUUUUAAUCCUGUUAUUUGGAGGCUUUUUGGUCUAGUUGUUUGAUCAGGAGCCUGUUCAUAAAAAUUCUUCAUACCGACUACAAGUGCAGCUGCCAGAGGGGAGAGAAUUGAGACUCUUUGCCCUUUAAUACUCUUCUUUGGCAUUCAGGACACUAAGGCAGGAGGACCAAGUGGGUUCUGGUUGGUAAGUGUCCUUGUCAUAAAAACAUUUGCCUUACAAGAUCCUGCCCACUGCUACAAAAGGCUCUAUUUAUGGUUACUUUCCUUCUUAGUUACAAUGCUCUAAAGAAAGAUGUGUCACAUUAUAUUAUAAACAUACAUGAAAUAGGAGAUUGGUGAGAUAUCAUGAAAAACAAAUUUUGUCUUUAACAUGGGCCUCUGUCUUGGUUUGAAACAUCCCCAACAUUUCCUGCAAAUCAAUGUACUUACAAAGGGGUCAGCCUUUUAAAAGAGUUAUUUCCUAUUAAAAAAAAAAAAAUAGUGCCUUUUUGGUGUUGCAAGUCAGUGGAACACUGAAAUACAGCGUCUCGUGUAACUUGGAGUUAAGAGUGGCAGCAGUUUCAUUUGCGUGAUAAGAUUUGGAAAGCCUUUUUUCAUCACUACAAUCUUAGAGGUUUGACAGUACAGGAUUUUUUUGUCUAGGGAAAGGAUUGUUUAGACUUUCAAAGAAGACAUGGCUGUGUUGUGGGUCUUUUGACAAUUUAUGAAUACAAAUUUGCUUUGACAGAUCGCUAGAUAUUGCCUCCUCAACUAAAAAAAGCAAUAUGAUGUUUAUAUAUGCUGUUCAAUUUAGGUUUUCUGUUAAGUAAUCAUUUCUCAUUCCAAAGACCGAGUGCAGAAAACUUCAGCGCUGCUUGGGAGUCUUAUUUCAACUGCAGAUUAUUUUCCCCAUUGGAGAGCUGACUGUUUUCAUUUUAGAAAAAUGGGUUGUUUGAAGAUGAAAGCCUUUUAUCUUUUUUCACAGUUUAUUUUGGUUAUAUGUUCGUACAAUCUUAUUAAAUAUUUCAUAUACUUUAUUGCAACUACUUUGUUAUUUCUACAUCUUAGAUAAAUGCUGAAAAGGAAAACUUGAUUUCAUUGUUCAUCAAAUUAAAUAAAUUAAGAAAAUAGUGGUUUGUGUAGAAUUUGGAGAGAACUAUGUUCUAUAUUUGGUUGAGUCACAACAGUGCUUCUCUUGUUGUGAAAUGUAAUUAAAUGCUUUGCCCUCUGGAACUUGAUAUUUGUGUAUCUGAGACUUAUUAAUAUAGUGCUAACUGCUAAGCGUACUGUUCAUCUUGUUCUGGGCACUGGAGUUUGAGUUUUAAAAAAAUUCUUGAAAAUAUGUUCUGUGCAAUCACUCAUACCUCUCUUCCUGCAAAUUUUCUCAGAAGAACUAGGUUUGGGGUGAAAAUGAAUUUAUUUUCUCAUUUGCUUUGUAUGGUAUGAAGGAUUUGUAAAGCUUUGCUCAAAGUUGUGUGCAUUUGUAAACACUAUCAUGAUAUUUUCAAUUUUAUGUGUAAAUCUUGUCUUUGGUGACUGACAUGAAUGGAAGAGAAUCUUUUCCAUUAGGUUUAAUUCCUCCCACCCCCUUGCCUGGGCGUUUUUGUUUUGGGUUUUGUUUUUUUUUUUUUUUUUUUUUUAGUUUAAAGGAUUAGAGAUACUACAAAAUGUAUUUUAUAAAUAAGCAAAUUUGUAAACUUUUUCUGAACUUUAGUGAAACAUUUAGUCCACAAGCAAAAUUUGGAGGUGUAUUUUGUGUUUAAUACUGUAGUUUGGAUGUACAGUUAAUUAUUAGUGGCUUAAAAAAAAUGCAACACUGUUGAGUGAAACAUAGUUCCUAGCUUUGUGCUCCAAGUUGUCAAAGCAUCAACCAUGAAAAUUUCAUUAGGGAAAUUGUUAUUCAGAAUUUCAGAGAAUAAUGUCCAGUGUAAUUAGUUAGUCUUAACCCACUGGAUGAAAAUCUAGGGGUGUGUAUGGACAUAAACAAGCAUACCUUGGAUGAAAUAAGGAUCCAUGAAAGCCUUAAUCAAACUCAAAGUCCUUUUUAUUGGAUUCUGUCAUUGUGUACAGGUGUGGGUCAAAUGUUUAAAAAUAAAUCCACUCUUCAAUUUCAAGAAUACUUUAAAAAUGAGUAAAGAAGCCGUAAAGUUACUGCUAGUUAAAUCUGUAAAGAAUUUCUAGCAGUGAUCACUUUUAAAACUUCCCACUCUUGCAAAAUUAACCACAUUUAGUUUUACUGGCAGUUCUGUAGUAGUCCAAGCAGUCCAAACACAAUAAAAUGAUUCAUUGCCAAUAUGGCCACAACAUUGCCAGCAAAUACUGCCUUGGCAUCAUUCAGCAGAGGUUUUUGUUUAUAAAGAUGAAGUCUUGAAUACUGUUCAAUAAACUUGUCACAAAAUAAAA